AUGAACAAGCUCUGGAAAGGUGUAUGGGAGCAUCGCCGCAAUGUGCGACCGAGAUCAGACGAUCACACCGGGCACGAGCCUCUUCUCGGCACUCUCAAGCGAUGGGUGGACAUCUACGAGCUUUGGCGAAUGCAUCCUCCAGGGAUCGAAACUUACACCAUCCAAGUCGCACUGCAUCUAUGGCCAACUUUCUUCAAUGCUUCAAACAGCGAUGACGCUUACGAAGUGUGCUGCAACAUGAUACACGUCUUUCAGUUUGACCGCAUUCUUAUCUCAUCCUUUCUCACUCGUUAUGUACUCGAGGCUUUAGGCGCUUCAGGGACGGAAGCGUUGGCGCGGUGCGCUGCUCAGCACCUUGCAAAGCGAGGCCAUCGUGAACUCGUACAGGAAGCCAAAUUCCUUCAUGCACUUGCAGUCCUCGAGGAACUACGCACCUUUGCUCUCAAACAUGAUAUUCUACGCUAUUUCUCCUGGGCGAUCGAGCUUGCGUUCCGCGCCCGAAGAAACGUCAAUGAUGGAGCAGAUGCGAACCGCGUUGAGAUCGGUAUCUGGUAUUGUGCAACGCUAUACUUCUCGGAAGCUUACCCUUCUUGGAUAGAGGACAUAACUUCCGCCAGUGACGAAUCAACUCGCUCCGCGGCACUAAGUGCCGGCAGCGCUCAAUAUCUAGCUAGUUUUCUAUCCCGCGGGGUUCAGUUAUGUGACUGGGUCAUCCAGACAUCCCACAGAUGGCAUCCAGAAUCAAUCCAUUACCCACAUAAUCUGGCCCGUACUCUCGAGGAAUUCGGUGGAAUUCUCCAGGACUGGAAAGGGUGCCUGAAGAAGGCUCGACUGCUACGGCCUCUUCACGACGCAGCACAGGAAUUCCUCGACACAUUCAGAGCGAACAUGUCCAUACGGUGGUGGCCGACGUACGCGAGACUUCGAGAAACCUUUGAAAAGGCUUCCGGAGGGAUCUCCGAGUCCGAUGAGGCGAUCCUUUCCACCUGGUACUCACUUGGUCGAGCGUCCUUGGGUCGUGACUCUAGGUACGACAUGGUGAAGUACGAACAGAUGCCGCGUUGCGGGAAUAGUGUGUGCUUUUACUUCGGAGUAAAGGUUUGUAAGGGGUGUAAGGCGGCGUAUUAUUGCAGUAAGGAAUGUCAAAGACUGGACUGGAAGAGCGGCAGCCACGCGCCCCUUUGUGAGCUGAAGCAGACAAGAGCUGAUGUCAGGGAGUUGAUGGAAGCGACGAGGUUGAAGCGGCGGCAUCUAGAGGACCUUCACAUAGAAGAUCUGUUUCAACACAUGGAAGACCAGAUUAUGCUACUGGAGGGGCAGCUGUCAUCCGCAACGGUCUGA
Messenger RNA from Peniophora sp. CBMAI 1063, 1341 nucleotides. The record is from the annotation of a GenBank genome assembly. NCBI's taxonomy places the organism in Eukaryota, Fungi, Basidiomycota, Agaricomycetes, Russulales, Peniophoraceae.